Fusarium redolens is the source of this 975-nucleotide messenger RNA. RefSeq names its product RmlC-like cupin domain-containing protein. Bases 244 to 813 code for a protein of 189 amino acids. The record is from RefSeq and is a predicted model, not a curated record. NCBI's taxonomy places the organism in Eukaryota, Fungi, Ascomycota, Sordariomycetes, Hypocreales, Nectriaceae. The transcript is spliced from 2 exons.
CCAGAAAGCAAUCCUCGAGUCAUUCGAAAGUCUGGGGUAGCAUUGAUCUACAUAUUGCAUCAAACCAUGAUUGCCCAACUCAAAUUAUGCCACACGUAUCAGAUGCGUCUAUUUAGUCAGCAUGAUUUCGAGAGAAUAUAAAUCAGGAUCCCAGUCCCGACUAGCGUUUACCAGCACUGCAAACCUUCCACUACGACGUUCUCGUAUAGAACCCUUCAUAUCAGCCUUGACUUCCCCUUCACGAUGACGCCAGCCCAGACUCAAGAUACACCGGAGAAUACUCAAAAGAGUGCCGAUCUCUUGGAACAUCCCAAGGGCGAAUCAGUACUCACAGACAAAGACCGAAAGGCACUAAUCUUCACCGACAAACACAGUUCUCCAGAUGUCUACGUUAGCUCCAGCAAAGACACUCUGUGGCAUCCCUGGACAGGAACGCUGGAGCUCAAGCCUCUCCGCUUCGAGACAAGAUCUGGCAGCUUCGUCAUUGGUCUGCGAACGCCUGUCGACUGUUGGCUCGGUAAGCAUAGACACCGAGGCACAGUUACGGCUGUCACACUUUCUGGGAAUUGGAGAUACAAGGAGUACGACUGGGUCGCUGGACCCGGGGACUACGUCGUUGAGAACCCAGGAACUAUUCACACGCUUUUCAUGGGUGCUGGCGCAGAGGUGGUGUUUACCAUUACAGGAAGUCUUGAGUUCUUCAAUGACGAUGAUAGUCUGAGGGAGACCAUGGAUAUCUUUAGUUUUGCGGAGCUUUAUUACAAUCACUGUGAGGAGAAGGGUGUAAAGCCGAAUGAGAAAUUAUGGUACUAAGCAAUAUCGAGCUGGGUCUUGGGUUGAUAGCCUAUUACUUUGCAAUUCAGGUCAGAAGCCUUAUUUAGUAACAAACCAUGGUGCCAAUGAAAGAAACUUUGCUUGUAAGGCCAGACCCGUUGACUACAAAUUACCUGUACUCAGUGGUACUGAAUCUCGGGU